AUGUCUAGAGAUAAAGUGAAAAAUCGUGCAGAAAUCACUAUUGUCGUGUUGGAUGGAACGAAUGUGUUGAGGGAGAAGAGUGGUGUUGAACCGCUUCGUUAUGCACUCAAUAAGGUAAUGAAGCCGGAUGAUGAAGUCGUGGUUCUUGUCAUUUUUAGCACUAGUGAUAUGAUAUAUUCGUCACCGGUUGUUACUAGUUGUUGCAUUAGUAAGGAUGGCCGGGAUCAUCAUCAACAGCCAAGUGAAAGAGAACGAUAUAUUAGAAUUCUUCGAGAAGAGAUCAGUCAGGGUACUGAGCAUUACAUGAAGGUCUUUAGACCCUUUUAUAAGGAAUGCAAGAGUAAGAGAGUCAAGUUUAUGGUAAAGAUUGUGGUUGGGUCAACCUUAGAUGCAAUUGUAACCGAAGAAAGAUACAAUAUUGGAGCAAGUUUGGUUGUUAUAGGAAGGAACUUUGCGAAAGAGAAUGCACCAUGGGUAACUCGAAAAAACAACAAGCUACUUCACAUGGAUGAUGUGAAAGUACUUACAUACACCUGUAUGCCUCAAAAUGACGUUAUUUCGGGGUCAUCAAGUGUCCAAGAGACAGUUUAUAUAACUCAAAGUAUUUCUAGAUUUAAGCGAAAAACAGUGUCUCAUGAUGAGAAACUCGUAUAUUGCACCCUCCCAAAUUUUGAAGGAAUUUACCAACCUUCUACAAGUUCUUCCAGCAUUGAAACUAAUUACCACGAAUCAUCACAAGAAUUCGAAGGUUAUGAAAUAGUUGAAGAAACAACAAUUGCUACAUCAUCAUCAACCAAUUAUGAACUUGGUUUUUUUGAUGAAUUAAGUUGGGAAGUGAUCACAGAGAUAACAGAGCAGUUUUCAAACAUAAUUCCUAUUGAUUCAUUUGAGGCUUUUCAAAUGUAUAGAGGUUUUUUUCAAGAUCAACGUUCUGCUGUUUUCGUGAAGAGAUACGCUGGUAUAAACUAUGGAUACGUUCUUGAAGCCGAAAAGAAGGCAGCUUCAACUAUGUACCAUAAGAACAUUCUUGGGUUACUUGCUUUCCACAAAAAUGAGGCUGCCUUGGCCCUUGUUUUUCCUGAUGUUUCUAGAGGGGCAUUUAUGGACAGGUUUUUAAAUGGAUUUUGGACAAGAGAGUUGAAAAUUUCGUUUCAAGUUAAAAUGAACAUUGCGAUUGGAAUAGCUCAAGGGCUACGUUACAUGCACGAACAGUGUCCACGAGGGGCCGUUGUUCACGGGGACUUACGACCAUGCAAUAUUCUGUUAGGCAACAAUUUAGAACCUCAGAUCACGGGCUUUGGGAAAGCUAAAUGGUUACAGUUGGAUCAAUCAUCUCCCACUAGAAACAGUUGUGGGCACAAACAUCCUUCUGAUAUGAAAUCGUUGAACUUGAUAAAAUCGGACAUUCUUGCAUUUGGGAUACUACUAUUGAGGCUCUUUUGCAACCGAUCUGCUCCUAGGGAUGACAAAUAUUUCGUUAGAUGGGCAAGGCCUUUACUAGCACAACGAGCAUACCAUGUAUUAUACGAUGAAUUAGAGUAUGAUGUUCAUGGAUUAUGCGUGGUGACAUCAGCUGCUGCUAGAUGCGUUAGCACUAACAUGAAAUCAAGACCGUGCAUGAGCAAGGUUCUUUCAUAUUUAAAAGGAGAGGUUAGUUGUGCUGAACAAACAUUUCCAUCUACUGAGAGCAGCCCAAACACAGCGUCACCUCCUGACCCGAGUAUAUGGGAAAUAUAA
Messenger RNA from Erigeron canadensis, 1737 nucleotides. Its product is annotated as cysteine-rich receptor-like protein kinase 45. Gene Ontology annotation, biological process: protein phosphorylation. The coding region runs from base 1 to 1737 and encodes 578 amino acids. The transcript has 8 exons. Gene Ontology annotation, molecular function: ATP binding; protein kinase activity. The record is from RefSeq and is a predicted model, not a curated record. NCBI's taxonomy places the organism in Eukaryota, Viridiplantae, Streptophyta, Magnoliopsida, Asterales, Asteraceae. Gene Ontology annotation, cellular component: plasma membrane.